AGCAAUCUCUCAUAUUAUCUCUGGCUAAUAUGAAAAUUAAAAAUAUUUCAUCUAUUUUGUGUCAUAAUGAUGGAUUUCAUGAGUUUUCGAAGAAAAAAGAAAACAAUAAACUACUGUGAAUUGAAACAUAAUUUUUGUUGACUUAAAUGUUUGAAUAUUCAAAAAUAACAUUUAGUUUAUUUUAUAAUGACAACCUCUACAAAUGGAAAUGGUAACUUAAUUGACGAGUUUGAAGAAGCUUUUCAGCAUUGUUUGAAUCUAUUUUCUAUUGACGAUGCAUCGGAAUACUUUACUAAUGGGUUUAAAACUGUCGAAAUAGAAAAAAAAUUAGAUGUCGAUCAAGUCACCCAUCGCUUCAUUGAUUUAGCUCGUCAAGUUGAGGCUUUUUUUCUACAAAAACGAUUUUUACUGUCAGCUUUAAAACAAGAACUUAUCAUUAAAGAAGAUGUUACUGAUUUAAAAAUAGAAAUAGUACGCAAAGAAGAACUUAUAAAAAAGCAUUAUGAAAAAAUAUUGACUUGGCAAAAUUUACUCUCUGAAAUGCAUAGUUGGGUGCAGCCAAAUGGAGGGAAUAUUGGAUUGAACACUAAUAUUCAUGCUUGUGGAAGCAAUGGAAACAAUACAAAUGUACAUCAUAUUUUACAUCAACAGAUACAACAACAACAGCAAUUACAAAUGCAGCAAUUACAGCAACAACUUCAACAAGUACAAGGAACAUCAGGUUCUGCUUCUAAUGUAUCAGGAACUGGAAUUUCGAUUGUUCAACCUAAUAUUUAUAUAAGCCAAGGAAACGCUACUUCCAGAUCAGCCGGAUUUAUAGUCAGUAGUAUUAACAAUAGCAAUUUACAAGGUCCCUUGGCUUUUCUUGAAAAAACUACUAGUAAUAUAGGAGUGCCAGAAAGAAGGAGUUGACGGGGAAGGGGGAGGGGACGUAGUAGAGGUCGCGGAAGAGGUCGAGGUCGCGGAAGAGGUAACAGAUUAUCAUCUCCAUUGCCUUUAUUGGACCCUUCGGAUUCUUUGAACUAUGUGAAUGCUGCAACAAAUACAGCCAUAGCACUUACUGAAACGUCCCUUCCCUCACAACAAGAACCACCUCCAUGUAUUUAAAAGACUGAUUAUUAGGAGAGCGCCAACUUAAUGGAAUAAAAGAUCUAUUUUUUCAAAUUAGCUUAAUGAAAAGAGCACAUUGUACGGUAAGGUCAAUGUAAGCCAAUAUGUUAUUUUUGAAUGAGAUUAGUAUCUACGACUUCACAGUUUAUUGAUAACCAAACCAGUCAAUGUAGUUUGUCAUCAUCCUACUGGAAUUUAUCCAAAUGGCCGGCCUUUUAUUUAUCUUCAAAAUCAAGUUUUAGAUAGCGCUCUCCUGUGCAUACGUAAUUUUACUCUGGAUGAAUAUCUUUUUAUUUUUGAUUUAGUAAAAAAUUUACUCAUUAUAAGCGUAUUUAUUCAAUUCCAAUGUAA
Molecule: messenger RNA, 1461 nt
Organism: Phymastichus coffea
Lineage: Eukaryota; Metazoa; Arthropoda; Insecta; Hymenoptera; Eulophidae
Gene: MED28
Product: mediator of RNA polymerase II transcription subunit 28
Exons: 5
Coding region: 187-912 (241 amino acids)
Cellular component (GO): mediator complex
Source: RefSeq, a predicted model, not a curated record